GCCUCUGAAAGUACGGCAAGACGCUGAGGACAAACUGGUCGGCCGUCUGUUCCGGCUGUACUUGUUUCCACAAAUAUAAUUUUAAAGAUAUUUAUAACUCGAUUAAUAAACCGAGAAUUAAUAUUUAGAUAUCAUCGAUUUAUUCAUUAUGGUGUAGCUGUUAAAUAGCUGAAAAAAUAAAAUUAACUGUCACAAUAAUAGCUACUACUACUGCUGCAUGCUAACACAGUUAUCAUGGCUACAGUGUUGCUUACAACUGAAAUCAGCAGAACUUUAAACAAACAUCUACUGAAACUGAUCUGUGCUAAAGGAUCUGUCAGAUAUGCCUCUGUGGACAGGAUUGAGAAAGUUCUCAUUGCUAACAGAGGAGAGAUAGCCUGUCGGGUAAUGCGAACAGCUAAGAAGAUGGGUGUUCGCUCUGUUGCUGUGUACAGUGAACCAGACAGACAUUCCAUGCAUGUGGCCAUGGCAGAUGAAGCAUAUCAUAUUGGGCCUGCAGCGUCUCAGCAGAGUUAUCUGUGCAUGGACAAGAUACUGGACGUGGCCAAAAAAUCCUGUGCACAGGCGGUCCACCCUGGAUACGGUUUCCUCUCUGAAAAUACAGAGUUUGCUGAACAGUGCAAAAAGGAAGGUAUCAUCUUUAUCGGUCCACCUUCAUCCGCCAUUCGGGACAUGGGAAUCAAAAGCACAUCUAAACACAUUAUGUCAGCUGCUGGUGUACCUAUCAUUGAGGGCUACCAUGGAGAGGACCAAUCAGAUGAAAAACUUCAAAAAGAGGCGGCACGGAUCGGUUACCCUGUGAUGAUCAAAGCUGUUCGUGGUGGCGGUGGAAAAGGAAUGCGAAUUGCAGUUUCAGAAGCAACUUUUCACGAGCAGCUGCAAUCCGCCCGAAGAGAAGCCCGCAAGUCAUUCAAUGAUGAUGUCAUGCUUAUAGAGAAGUUUGUUGAAAACCCAAGACAUGUAGAGGUGCAGGUGUUUGGUGACCAGUAUGGUAAUGUCGUGUAUCUGUUCGAGAGGGACUGUAGCGUUCAGCGACGUCAUCAGAAGAUCAUUGAGGAAGCUCCAGGGCCAGACAUUAGUUCUGAGGUCAGGCGGAGACUUGGGGAGGCAGCCGUGCGAGCGGCUAAAGCCGUCAACUAUGUGGGAGCAGGCACAGUAGAAUUUAUCAUGGAUGCCCAGCACAAUUUCUACUUUAUGGAGAUGAACACACGUCUGCAGGUGGAGCAUCCUGUUUCAGAGAUGAUCACAGGAACUGACCUGGUGGAGUGGCAGCUGCGGGUGGCAGCAGGAGAGAAGUUGCCCCUCACUCAGGAAGAGAUUGUGUUGAGGGGUCACUCUUUUGAAGCCAGAAUUUAUGCUGAAGACCCCAGUAACAACUUCUUGCCAGGAGCAGGGCCGUUGCUCCACCUGUCAACCCCGCAGGAAGAUCAGUGCACACGGAUAGAGACAGGGGUUCGAGAAGGUGAUGAGGUGUCAGCCCACUAUGAUCCAAUGAUUGCUAAACUGGUGGUUUGGGGGGAAGAUCGCUCCGCUGCUCUGAAGAAACUCAGAUAUUGCUUACGCCAGUAUAAUAUUGUGGGUCUAAACACCAACAUUGAGUUUCUUCUGAGUCUAUCCGGACAUCCAGAGUUUGAAGCAGGGAACGUUCACACAAGUUUUAUUUCACAGCACUAUGAUCAGCUCUUCCCAUCAGUACAGGAAGUGUCUCCAGAAGUCCUGUGUCAGGCUGCCCUGGGCCUGCUGCUACAAGAAAAACACUACACAGACAAAUACAGGGACCAGUCCAGCGACAUGUACUCACCAUUUGCAUGCAGUAACGGGAGACGACUCAAUGUCCUGCAAUGUAGGGAACUGACACUGCAGCUAGGGGACAAAAAAAUUGCUUUAUCUGUUACAUACAAUCCAGAUGGGACGUAUAGUAUGGAGACUGAAGGUCAGGUGUUUCAUGUGUCAGGGGAGCUUCAGAUGGACAGAGAUGUGACCUACCUGUGGUGCUCUCUCAAUGGAGUGAUGUGCCGACCCAAACUUAUCAUUCUGGACAACACUAUACACAUCUUUUCUACAGAGGGAAGCACCCAAAUUGACGUCCCUGUUCCCAAGUUCCUGGCCGGUGUUACUGCCUCCAGUGCACAGAGUGGUGCUGUUGCACCCAUGACAGGCACUAUUGAGAAGGUGCUAGUCAAGGUUGGAGACUUUGUGCAGAAGGGUGACCCUUUAAUGGUGAUGAUUGCUAUGAAAAUGGAGCAUACCAUCCGUGCACCUAAGGCAGGAGUUAUUAGAAAGGUGUUAUUCAAGGAAGGCUCACAGGCAAACCGCCAUGCAGCACUGGUGGACAUUGAAGAGAAGGAUGGAGCUGAAGCCGAUUAACAAUGUGAUGAUAUUCAGUGUGAUGUCACAGAAAUCAGCACUAUGAGAAAAUUUGGAUAUGAUGGACAGAUGUUCAAAACUUGGACUGAUUCCCUAAUAAGCAGUAAUUUGGAAAAACCUAAUAAUUUUACCUUUGAGAUGUAGGAUUGUUUUUUCUUUUUGAUUUGUAUAGUCUAUUAAACUAAACUAAAUCUAUGAACGUU
Molecule: messenger RNA, 2570 nt
Organism: Paramisgurnus dabryanus
Lineage: Eukaryota; Metazoa; Chordata; Actinopteri; Cypriniformes; Cobitidae
Gene: mccc1
Product: methylcrotonyl-CoA carboxylase subunit
Cellular component (GO): mitochondrion
Molecular function (GO): methylcrotonoyl-CoA carboxylase activity; metal ion binding; ATP binding
Source: RefSeq, a predicted model, not a curated record